AGAGACAGGAAGAGGGGAGGGCCACACGCGUCUUCUGCUCCUCGUAUCCUCCCACCAGGUAUAUAUUUUUUCCUUUUUCCCUUUGUAACUUUACUUCAAGACACUGGAGAAUGGAGAGAAGGCUGCAGGCGCAAUGGGGAGCCUGGGAUGCCCACUGUGCUGUCAGCAAGACUUUGGGUCGGUGGGUGCCCUGCGGGACCACCUCAUUUAUUAUAUCUACCGGCCGCUGCAGUGUGGCGUGUGCUGCCAACAUCUAAAUGGCAUACAGGAGCUCACAACUCACUUCAAGUGCCACAUGAGUGACGGACUGCCGGCCACUGCCAAGCUGGCUUGUCCAAAGCCACCACCAUCCACUGGAGGUGAGUCUAAUGUUCCAAGCACCCCGCCGCCCACCGACACCACUGCCCAGGAAAGUGCUGCAGCUGACCCUGAUGCUGGUAUUGGCAGUUCUCAGCUAUCUGAUGGGUUUUCCAACUACAUGAAGGGUAACGAUGCUGCCAACCAGCUGCUGAAGCUGCGCGAGUGGCAGCUGGAGAAGUGGGGAAAGAACUUCAGCAGGCAGCGAGCUUCCUUCGGCAAGUCUCCCGGCAUGCUGGAGCUGAGCCCCGCCAGCGGGAGAAUGCACAGAGGCAGCCCUCCGGUGGGUGCAAGGGAUCGCCGUCCAUCCAGCCAGAACAGCUGCUGCACACCACGCUCAGAUGUCCACUCUCUCGGCAGAAGCAUCGACUCCGUGGAGAGGUUUGACUCCUCUGCUACGCCACUCUCAGUGUAUGGCAACACAGGUUCUAUGGAUGUGUCUGAUCACAGCAUUUGUCCACAGUCUGCAGGCAAGGAUGUGUCAGAAGAUCUUGGUCUACACUCACCAGCACAGGCUAUCAGUGCAUCUUAUGGACCUCCUUCCCUUCCACCUGAACAGACAGCCCCCUCCCCCUUGAAAGCAGUGGCAGCUUCUCCUAAUCCUGGGAUGCCUAGCUCUCCAGUAAUAAUGGGAGCUGCAAUAUUACCAAAGAAUGUAAACUAUUUGGGUUGUGUUCCUCCUGAAUCUAGUGCGUCCUGUGAUGUAGAUGUGAACCAACAACCUGGGAGUGUUGCAUCGCCUUCGCUCUAUGUGCUCAGUGCCCAGGAAGUGGCCUCGUGUAGCCUCCCACCUUCAAGAAAUGAGUUUCAAGACCUUCAGGAGUACAGUGUGUGUGGGACGGAAUUUGCCAAACAUUCCAGCAAAAGUCCAGAAGCUCCAAACAGUGCCAUAAAUGUUGACUCAUAUGAAAACAGCAACAAUUUGCCUCUGCUCGGAACUGUAGAUUCAGAUGAGUUCAGUGCAGACGUAUGUUCACCCAGCAAACAGCACCAAGAGCUUCAGCCGGUCACUGCUAAUAGGGAACUGCCUCAAUCAAUCACUCCCACAGAACUUCAGUCUGUCACUGUUAAUGAAGAACAGCCUCAACCACUCACCGUGGAUACAGAGCAACUUCACUCGGUCACUGCCGAUGAAGCACAGCCUCAACCAGACACUGUGAACAGGGACCUCCUUCAGUCACUCACUCUUAGCAAAGAACAGCAACAACCUGUCACUUUUGAUAUGGAAGAAAAGUCUGGAGUUGCUUCUGGAAUGCCUGAGUUGUGGGCGACAUGUCCCAGCAACCAGAGCCCUGCAGUGGACAAACAUUCCGAAAUUUCCAGUAAACCACAGCAGCAGAGUGGCACUGAUGGUGACCUGUUAAUUGAUUCCCAGUUGAGUGACAUUGAAGACAGCUUUAGCAAUAGAAAUGCUGCAUACAGUUACUGGUCUUCUAAUUAUGAUGAAGGGAACUUUCACACAGAUAUAAUAAAUUCUAUAUCAAGGAAUGUAAGUUCAGAUGAUGCAUUGAAGAUGAGGAGCAACACCCACUUUCAAGAUGGAAAGAACACAAGUACAAGUGCAUUCCAGUGUUCAGGAAAUGAGGGUCAGGCUGUCCAGGAGGGGAGGUGUGAGGGGCUGUGUUUCCCCUCAACAGACACUAUGCCGUACCUUCACAAGAAAUUCCACCAUGACCAGGAACGGAAGGUGUUGCCCAACACUGGAGUCGAUCAGGUGGCCGACGUAAGCCAAUACAUCAACAGCUUCCAGUCGGUGUUGGUGAGGAAGCUGAAUGGCACACUGGGCGCGGGUAUUCCCAUGAUCUCCAACAUUUGCUCAACGUCCAGCAAGAAACCAGAAAAGGAGAUGAGCCAGGAGGGUCUGGAGCAGCCACACCAGACCCACCAACCACAGACCAAGGAGCACACUUGUGAGGUUUGCCACCAGAAGUACAAAAACCUGUCGGCUUUCAAGCUACACUGCAAGGAGCACAAGAAAGAUGACAAAGACUCAUCCACUGGCAAUCUCUAUAAGGAGUGCCCCAAAGAACCACCAAAGGAAAAACGAAGAAAGAAUGAAAGUUACCAGUGUGAUCAGUGUUCCAAACCAUUUCUUAAGGCAUUCAAUUUUGCCAGGCACAUGCGGGAAGUGCAUGCCAUCAAAAAGUCCUUUACAUGUUUACAGUGCAACAAAGCAUUCAGCAGCAAGAGGCAUUUACAGGAACACAGUGAAAUACACAAGGACAAGAAGGCUCACGAGUGCCCGCAGUGUCACCACCUGUGCUACACCGCCAGUGGGUUACGGACACACAUUCAGGAGAUACACUCAAACCUUGAACAGCAUGCAUAUUACUGUGAUGUUUGUGGGGACAAGUUUGCCAAAGUGUAUGGACUGAAGCGUCACAAGGAGAGGAAACACACCAAGAACCAACUGACCUGCCACAUAUGUUCCAAGAGUUUCUUCUGCAAAGAGGAUAUGAACAAGCACAGCAGGACUCACGUAGGUGUGGCUACACUGAAAUGUGACAGUUGUGACAAAACGUUCAGUACCUCUUGGGUGCUACAGAGGCAUUCAAAAAUACACCAGAGCACUCCUAAAACUUUUACCUGCAAUAUAUGCAAUUUAAGUUUCACACGAAGAGAUUCUUUGGCCUCACACUGCAACGCCCACGCACAGAAGAGGCCGUUUGUUUGUCACUGUGGGAAACGUUUUGUCAGGAAAAGCCAACUCAAGGAGCAUCAGGACAAGCACAGCACCAUCCCCAAGUAUUCAUGUUCUGUGUGCAAACAUUCUUUCAAGUUCAGAGUGUCGCUUAAAAAUCACAGUUGUAAGAAAAAAGAGAACGAAACAAUAAAUUGAUAUUUUU
Eriocheir sinensis (Chinese mitten crab) is the source of this 3203-nucleotide messenger RNA. RefSeq names its product zinc finger protein 699-like. NCBI's taxonomy places the organism in Eukaryota, Metazoa, Arthropoda, Malacostraca, Decapoda, Varunidae. The transcript has 2 exons. The record is from RefSeq and is a predicted model, not a curated record. The coding region runs from base 134 to 3196 and encodes 1020 amino acids. Gene Ontology annotation, cellular component: nucleus. Gene Ontology annotation, molecular function: RNA polymerase II cis-regulatory region sequence-specific DNA binding; DNA-binding transcription activator activity, RNA polymerase II-specific. Gene Ontology annotation, biological process: regulation of transcription by RNA polymerase II.